Nicotiana attenuata is the source of this 807-nucleotide messenger RNA. RefSeq lists its product as uncharacterized. The record is from RefSeq and is a predicted model, not a curated record. The transcript has 2 exons. NCBI's taxonomy places the organism in Eukaryota, Viridiplantae, Streptophyta, Magnoliopsida, Solanales, Solanaceae. Bases 1 to 807 code for a protein of 268 amino acids.
AUGAAGCGAGAGAAAUUAGAUAGAUGCUUUGGAAAAUUCUUAGAGAUGCUGAAACAGUUGUAUGUGAACAUCCCGUUCACCGAGGUGCUCACCCAGAUGCCGGCCUAUGCCAAAUUUCUAAAGGAAAUCCUAUCAAGUAAAAGGAAGCUGGAGGAAACGAUAGUGGUCAAACUCAAUGCACAUUGUAGUGCCAUCCUACAGAAUAAAAUUCCUCAAAAGUGUGGGGAUCCUGGAAGCUUCACUAUACCCUGCUCGUUAGGGAGUGAAAUUUUUGACAAAGCUUUGUGCGACUCAUGUGCAUUCAUUAGCUUGAUGCCAUUGUCGAUUUUCAAGAAAUUUGAAGGAGAACUAGGAGUGAUAAAAUAUGUGCCGGUAUCAUUACAACUGGAUGAUUACACCACUAUCAUACCAGAGGCCAUAAUUGAGGGUAUUGUGGUGAGGGUGGACAAAUUUGUCUUCCCAAUAGACUUCAUUAUAGUAGACAAAAAAGUGAAUAAAGAGCUGGACAAGAUGGUAGGUGAUUCAUUAGAAAGAUGCAUUACUCAAUCGAGUAUAGCAGAGGAUGAAGACCCUGAAAUCAAGAAAGAAGCUCAGGCAUUGGAAGAUGAAAACCAAGUUGUAGAUGAAGAGGAAUUUGAGAAAGAAAGGAUCAAGCCAAAGCUGGAAUUGAAAGUACUCCCAACACAUUUAAAAUAUGCUUUUUUGGAGACUAACAAUUUUCCUAUAAUUUUUUCUGCUGAUUUGAUAGGUGAACAGGAACACUUGCUAGUGGAAUUAUUGCGGAAGCAUAGAAAUGCAUCCGGUUAG